Molecule: messenger RNA, 5450 nt
Organism: Atta colombica
Lineage: Eukaryota; Metazoa; Arthropoda; Insecta; Hymenoptera; Formicidae
Gene: nompC
Product: serine/threonine-protein phosphatase 6 regulatory ankyrin repeat subunit A
Exons: 14
Coding region: 45-5309 (1754 amino acids)
Biological process (GO): calcium ion transmembrane transport; GPI anchor biosynthetic process
Cellular component (GO): glycosylphosphatidylinositol-N-acetylglucosaminyltransferase (GPI-GnT) complex; membrane
Molecular function (GO): calcium channel activity; protein binding
Source: RefSeq, a predicted model, not a curated record
UCACUCAAACGAAUCAUGCUACGCGAAGGGAUACGUAGCAUAGCAUGAGCAGUAAUAACAAGAAGCCAUCAGGAGGCAAGGACGACAAGAAGAAUCCUUCCAGUAAAGAGGACAGCCCGUCGGGCGGUAAGGACGAUGGUGGUUCAGCCUCAACGGGAAGCAAUGGCGGUGCCACUGCAGGAGAACCGUCGCAGCCCGGAAGUAAGCCCAGCUCCGCCGGAGCGACCGCCAGAGAAGGGGCCCAAAGACUUUUGGGCCUGGCGGCACGCGGAGAAUGGGCCCCUGUGGACCAACUGCUCAAAACUCUGGAGAAGACGGUGCAGAGCGCAGGAGAAGAUGGCUUCAUCGUGCCGCUCGCCGGUGUUUUGGAUACGACGACGGGGAUGACGCCGUUAAUGUACGCAGUGAAGGAUAAUCGCAGCGCGCUGCUCGAUCGGAUGAUCGAGCUCGGAUCCGACGUAGGCGCCAGAAACAAUGAUAAUUACAAUGCUCUUCAUAUCGCUGCUAUGUAUUCGAGAGAAGAUGUCGUUAAAUUAUUGCUGUCCAAGAGAGGUGUUGAUCCUUAUGCCACAGGAGGGCCAAGACAACAAACGGCAGUUCAUCUGGUAGCAUCAAGACAAACGGGCACCGCUACGUCGAUCCUACGAGCUCUUUUGGGUUCUGCUGGACGUGACAUCAGGCUAAAGGUCGACGGAAAAGGAAAGAUACCUCUUCUGCUAGCAGUCGAGGCUGGCAAUCAGUCAAUGUGCCGAGAACUUUUAGCACAGCAAGCGCCCGAUCAGCUUCGUGCUACUACGCCAGCCGGCGAUUCUGCCCUGCAUUUAGCUGCUAGGAGAAGAGACAUCGACAUGGUGCGGAUUCUGGUGGAUUACGGCGCGGCUGUCGACAUGCAAAAUGGCGAUGGGCAAACUGCGUUACACAUAGCGAGUGCCGAAGGUGACGAAACCUUAGUAAAAUAUUUUUACGGUGUCAGAGCCUCCGCUUCGAUCACUGAUCAUCAAGAUCGAACGCCAAUGCAUUUGGCUGCAGAAAACGGCCACGCUUCUGUCAUCGAGCUACUGGCCGAUAAAUUUAAAGCAAGUAUCUUCGAAAGGACAAAAGACGGCUCCACCUUAAUGCACAUAGCAUCGCUCAACGGUCACUCAGAAUGUGCCACUAUGCUCUUCAAGAAGGGCGUGUAUCUGCACAUGCCAAAUAAACGUGGUGCCAGAUCUAUUCAUACGGCUGCAGGAUAUGGACAUGUGGGUAUUAUUAGCACUCUGCUGCAACGAGGAGAAAAGGUAGACGCGAUAACUAACGAUAACUAUACGGCACUCCAUAUAGCCGUAGAAAGUGCCAAACCGGCUGUCGUGGAAACUCUUCUAGGAUAUGGCGCAGAGGUACACGUGAGAGGUGGAAAACUUCGGGAAACUCCACUUCACAUAGCUGCCAGAGUGCCUGAUGGCGACAGAUGCGCUCUGAUGUUAUUGAAAUCUGGAGCAGGUCCGAAUUUGACAACUGAUGAUGGCCAAACACCUGUGCAUGUGGCAGCCAGCCAUGGGAAUUUAGCGACACUUCUUUUGCUCCUUGACGAUGGCGGAGAUCCGAUGUUUAAAUCAAAAAAUGGAGAGACACCCUUGCAUUUAGCCUGUAGGGGUUGUAGGGCUGACGUGGUCAAACACUUGAUAGAGUUCGUAAAGGAAAAGAAGGGUCCAGAAGUGGCGACCGCCUAUGUGAACAGUCUGACCAACGAAGGUGCCAGUGCGCUCCAUUACGCUGCCCAAAUCGAACCCUCGGAAGUCAGCACUCCCGGCGAUGAUCGCGCCGUGGUCCGCGCUCUUCUUGACAGCGGCGCGGACGUCUCUCUGCAAACUAGACAGGCCCAGGAAUCGGCGUUCCAUCAUUGCGCGCUCGCGGGUAAUAACGAGGUUCUAUCGGAGAUGAUCAGUCGCAUGUCAGCUACAGAGGUGCAAAAAGCCUUGAAUCGGCAAAGCGCCGUGGGUUGGACGCCAUUAUUAAUCGCAGCUCAUCGAGGUCAUAUGGAACUGGUGACCACGCUUCUCGCCAAUCACGGCAGAGUGGAUGUAUUCGAUCUCGAGGGUAGAUCCGCUCUUCAUCUAGCGGCUGAGCACGGCUACCUUCAAGUCUGCGAUGCGUUGCUGGCGAACAAGGCCUUUAUAAACUCUAAAUCGCGCGUCGGAAGGACCGCUCUGCAUCUGGCUGCCAUGAAUGGUUACACGCAUUUGGUACGCUUCCUCGUGCAGGAUCACGGCGCUGCAAUAGAUGUGCUCACAUUGAGGAAGCAGACUCCUCUUCACCUGGCGGCGGGAGCAGGUCAAUUAGAAGUCUGUAAAUUACUUCUAGAACUUGGUGCCAGUAUAGAUGCCACGGACGACCAGGGACAAAAACCAAUUCAUGCUGCGGCUAUGAACAAUUACGCCGAAGUGGCGCAACUCUUUCUGCAGAGGCACGCUAGUCUCGUGAUGGCCUGCACCAAGGAUGGCAAUACUUGCGCUCACAUCGCUGCCAUGCAAGGCAGCGUCCGGGUGAUCGAAGAACUGAUGAAGUUCGAUAGGCAGGGUGUGAUAACUGCUAGGAAUAAACUGACCGAAGCAACUCCUCUGCAAUUAGCAGCGGAAGGUGGACACGCUGAAGUAGUGAAGGCUCUGGUUAGGGCCGGCGCAUCCUGCGCUGACGAGAAUCGCGCGGGUUUCACUGCUGUUCAUUUGGCGGCUCAGCACGGUCACGGUCAGGUACUUGAAGUUAUGAGGUCGUCGCAAUCUCUUAGAAUAUCCAGCAAAAAGCUUGGUGUUACCGCACUUCACGUUGCUGCUUACUUUGGACAAGCCGAUACUGUUAGAGAACUGCUCACUCACAUACCUGGAACUGUGAAAUCCGAUCCACCAACCGGAGGAUCUUUAGUAGGAGAAUUAGGAGCUGAAUCCGGCAUGACUCCUCUUCAUCUGGCUGCCUAUUCUGGAAACGAGAAUGUCGUACGACUUCUUCUCAAUUCUGCGGGGGUUCAGGUAGACGCAGCGACAACAGAAAACGGCUGGAACCCUUUGCAUCUGGCUUGUUUCGGUGGUCACAUAACCGUCGUGGGUCUGCUGUUGAGCAGAUCGGCCGAAUUGUUGCAUAGCUCGGAUCGUUACGGCAAAACCGGACUGCACAUCGCGGCAACUCACGGGCAUUAUCAGAUGGUAGAGGUUCUUUUGGGUCAGGGAGCGGAAAUAAACGCGACUGAUAAGAACGGUUGGACACCGUUGCAUUGUGCGGCACGCGCCGGCCAUUUGGACGUUGUGAAGCUGCUUGUGGAAAGUGGUGGGUCUCCAAAAACCGAGACGAAUCUCGGCUGCGCACCGAUCUGGUUCGCCGCUUCCGAGGGUCACAAUGAUGUACUGAAAUACCUUAUGGAGAAGGAGCACGAUACGUAUGCUUUGAUGGAUGAUAGGAGGUUUGUCUACAACAUGAUGGUCUGCAGCAAAAGCCAUAACAACAAACCGAUAGAAGAAUUCGUUCUGGUGUCACCGGCGCCAGUCGACACUGCGGCGAAAUUAUCCAACAUUUACAUGAAGCUUUCUGAAAAAGAAAAAGAGCGUGCUAAGGACUUAAUUGCGGCCGGGAAACAGUGCGAAGCAAUGGCCACCGAAUUGCUGGCUUUAGCGGCGGGCGCCGACUCGGCCGGCAGGAUCUUGACGUCGAUGGAUCGCAGGAAUGUCGAGUUCUUGGACGUGUUGAUUGAGAAUGAACAAAAAGAGGUGAUUGCGCACACCGUAGUGCAGCGUUAUCUUCAAGAGCUUUGGCAAGGUAGCCUAAAUUGGAACGCGUUCAGGACGAUCCUGCUGUUCAUCGCCUUCAUCGUGUGCCCGCCGGUCUGGGUGGUGUUCGCCCUUCCGCUCGGCCACAAGUACAAUAACGUACCUAUCAUCAAGUUCAUGUCGUAUCUCACGUCGCAUAUCUACCUGAUGAUCUUCUUAUUGCUGGUUGGCAUUACACCAAUCUAUCCAGUGGUGAACAGAUACAACCUGAUACCGUAUUGGUAUGAAUGGUGCCUGCUGGUGAUGCUAUCAGGACUGUUGCUAUUCGAACUGACGAAUCCCAGUGACAAGAGCGGCCUUGGCUGGAUCAAAUUGGCUGUAUUGCUCUUCGGCAUAUUCGGCGUUGCGUUUCACCUGAUGGGAUUCGUAAUUGUGGAAAGACAAUACUGGCCGACUCUCCUCUAUCUGAGAAACCAGCUUUUUGCCCUCAGUUUCCUUUUAGCUUGCGUGCAGAUCCUGGACUUCCUGUCGUUUCACCAUCUGUUUGGGCCAUGGGCCAUCAUCAUCGGUAAUCUUAUGAAGGAUCUUGCGAGGUUCCUCGCGGUGCUAGCGAUCUUCGUCUUCGGCUUCUCCAUGCACUUCGUCGCGCUUAAUCAGGCGUUCAAGAACUACAAAUCGCCACAAGAAGCAGAGGUGGAGACUAAAAAACAUAAGGACGCAUUUUCCGACGAUUUGUUGGCCAAUGUUACGGAAUGGAUGAUGGAGACGCCACCAACGGCGCCUCCUCGUCGCACCGGCCGCUACAAGAAAAAGAAUGAGUGCUGUGACGAUAACAGCAGAGAUUUAAAGAUGAAUCCGGUACUCGCCUUCGAGUAUCUAUUCUUCGCCGUCUUCGGUCAAACAACCCACGGCGAGUUGAAGGUCGAGAACAAUCAGCCACAGUGGACCUCGGUCCUCUUCAAGUUGACCUUCGGAGUGUACAUGUUGGUCUCGGUAGUGGUGUUGAUUAAUCUACUGAUCGCUAUGAUGAGCGACACUUAUCAACGGAUACAGGCGCAGUCGGACAUUGAGUGGAAAUAUGGACUCAGUAAACUGAUCCGAAACAUGCACAGAACUACUACAGCUCCGUCCCCGUUAAAUUUGCUCACCACCUGGACCGUGUACUUCAUCAAGUUGUGUAAGCAGCGCACCGCUAAGCGCAAGCGACCCUCGUUGGUGCACAUGAUGGGAUUCGGGCGUGCUAGCCGUUUAUCGCCCAGGUCCAAGAUGGGCGCAAAAUGGUUGGCCAAGGUUAAAAAAGGUCAGGUCCGUCCAAAGGAUAGCGUGACUCUUUCCGUGGUGCAUCUCAGCCCGCUGGGCAGCCAGCUGUCCUUCAAUAGCGCGACCAGAAUAGAGAACGUAGUGGAUUGGGACUUAAUUAGGAAAAAGUAUCUCAUCCUAACUGGAAACGAGCCCGAGAAGGAGGAGGACAAGGAAGAAAAGAGCAACGAGGAUGAGAACGAAGAUGAGAACGGGCCGACAGCAUCCAACGCUUCGACGAUACCAGCGACAGUCUCGAAUCCGCCCACAUAAAAGAUUUAUCGUCGCUCUUUGCUAUUUUUCGAUCAAAUUAUCGAGUACGAGUUUUCGCGCGAAAAACGAGCAAACGAGCGACUAAGAUACUAUCGGCCAUCCUACUACCGUGCUCAGUAUUACCUACUAGAUAGCAGAUUU